Messenger RNA from Poeciliopsis prolifica (blackstripe livebearer), 3767 nucleotides. Its product is annotated as nuclear factor 7, brain-like. NCBI's taxonomy places the organism in Eukaryota, Metazoa, Chordata, Actinopteri, Cyprinodontiformes, Poeciliidae. Bases 69 to 1460 code for a protein of 463 amino acids. Gene Ontology annotation, molecular function: protein binding; zinc ion binding. The transcript has 2 exons. The record is from RefSeq and is a predicted model, not a curated record.
AGAAGUUGUUAGACGGCAAACGAUCCGCGGACGGAGUGUUUCUUUCUGAAGCUUCACUCAGAGACAAAAUGGCUUCCAGACCAGAGGAGGAUCUCUGCUGUCCGGUCUGUCAGGAUGUCUUUAAGGAUCCUGUUGUUCUGUCAUGCAGCCACAGCUUCUGUAAGGAGUGUCUGAAGAAGUCCUGGAGAGCAAGACCUGGACUUUCAUGUCCUGUUUGUAGGAAAAGAUCUGACAGAAAAGAUCCUCCAGUUAGUUUGGCUCUGAAGAGACUCUGUGAAUCAUUCUUAGAGCAGAGAGAGCAAAAAGCUUCAGAGAGGCUCUGCAGUCUGCACUCUGAGAAACUCAAACUCUUCUGUCUGGACCAUCAGCAGCCAGUUUGUCUCAUCUGCAGAGAUUCAGAAAAACACAUCAAGCACAGAUUCAGACCCAUUGAUGAAGCUGCUCAGCAACACAAGAAGAAACUUCAGGAAACUCUGAAACCUUUAAAGAAGAAACUGGAGCAGAAGAAGGAAGUUAAAGAGGAGUUUGAUCAGACAGCAGAACACAUGAAGGUCCAGGCCCGACACACAGAGAGGCAGAUUGUUGAGCAGUUUAAGAAGCUUCAUCAGUUUCUAGCAGAGGAAGAGGAGGCCAGGCUGGCUGCACUGAGGGAGGAAGAGGAGCAGAAGAGAGGGAUGAUGGAGGAGAAGAUGGAGGCUCUGAGCAGAGAGAUAGCAGCUCUUUCAGACACAGUCAGAGCCACAGAGGAGGAGCUGAGAGCUGAAGACGUCUCAUUCCUGCACAACUACAAGGCUGCAGUGGAAAGAGUCCAGCGCUGCCCCCUGCUGGAGGAUCCACAGCUGCCCUCAGGAGCUCUGAUAGACCAGGCCAAACAUCUGGGCAACCUGGCCUUCAACAUCUGGAGCAACAUGAAGGACAUGGUGUCCUGCACUCCUCUGGUUCUGGACCCAAACACGGCUGGGCCAAGACUCCAUCUGUCUGACGAUUUGACCAGAGGGACGUUUGGAGAGAAACAGCAGCUUCCUGAUAAUCCAGAGAGAUUUGGACCAGAGUGGUCUGUCCUCAGCUCUCAGGGCUUUAACUCAGGGAACCACAGCUGGGAUGUUGAUGUUGGAGACAGUCAGUAUUGGUUGCUGGGUGUGUUAGUAGAGUCUGCCCAGAGGAAGGGGAAGAUACAGUCUGGAUUUUGGGUUAUUCAGUUCUAUGCAGGUAUAUAUUCAGCACGGUUUACAGAAGAUUGUCUCUCAGGUCUCCCAGUCCACAAGAAACUCCAGAGGGUCAGAGUGAAUCUGGACUAUGAUGGAGGGAAGCUGUCCUUCUCUGAUCUGGAUACUAACACACACAUACACACCUUCACACACACCUUCACUGACCGGAUGUUUCCUUGUUUCGUCUCUGCCAAGAUCAAAAUCCUAUCCAUGGAGAUCUCAGUGAGAAAACAGCAGCUCUGUCCAAGUUAAACCUUCUUGAUCAGAUUUAAACUCUGUGGUUUUAGACAGGAAACUGGAGUUUCUACUGAACAUCUGGUUGUUUUCAGCUCAGCUUCAGAUCUGCUUCAUAAGCCAGAAACUGAAUAUGACAUGAAGUGGAUGAUGUGAAGCUUGGACUGGCACUGACUCAGCAGGGUCAGUUUAUCAUACCGUCGCUCAGAAAACAUUUCAAAAUGCUUCGCAAGAACUCCAAGGGUAAACAUCUAAAAUACAUUCAUCAAGGUUUGAUGAAACAUACAGUUCAAUAUAUCAGAUGCCUAAGAAUAUAAGCAUCGCAGGUUUUCUGCAGUUUGGUUCAGAUCUGAGGAGCAUAGAAACUAAAAGAUGCCUCACUCUGUUCUGGUUCUUGAACUCUGUAUGGACAGAUCUCUGGAGACCUUCAUGGUUCGUACUUGGCUAGGAACUCAGCCAAGUACGAGUUGGCUGACCCUAACAGUAACCCUGCUCUAUGGACCAACAGCAGAAAUGAGAGUUUCUGUUGUAUCUGAGAAGAUUUUGAGGAAAUUCUGAGCCAUCCUCUCAUUGCUGUGAUGAACAACCUGCCUGUACCGGACUGAGCUGACAUGGAGAAAUACAGAGCAAAUGGUAAUCUGGCACUGGACAAACAUCUGGGCAACCUGGCCUUCAACAUCUGGAGCAACAUGGAGACCCUGGUGAGCUACACUUCUCUGGUUCAGAUCCAAACACGGCAAAUCCAAAGCUCCUGCUGUCUGAAGAUCUGACUGGUGUUAGUGAGGAACAGCAGCUUCCUGAUGAUCCAGAGAGGUUUGAUUACUCGUGUUCUGUUCUGAGCUCUGAGGGUUUUAACUCCCAGCUGGGAUGUUGAUGUUGGAGACAGUUCACAUCGGUCUCUUGGUGUGUUAGCAGAGUCUGUCCAGUGGAAGGGAAAGGUAGAUUCUGGAUAGUUGUUUAUGCAGUUUUGUAAAGGUAAAUACUCAGCAUGGUCUCCACCACCUCCUGUCAUAUUCAUCUCAGUCCAGAGGAUCAGAGUGAAUCUGGACUGAGAUGGAGGAAACUGUCCUUCUCUGAUCUGGACGGACGGACAAACACACACACACACACACACACACACACACACACACACACACACACACACACACACACACACACACACACACACUGACAAAAUGUUUCCUUUCUUCAACACUGAGGAUUCUCUCAAAAUUCUACCGAUGAAGAUCUCAGUGGGCAAACAUCAGCUCUGAUGUCCUCAGCAUGAAGAACUGAAACUGCAAAUGAAACCUUAUUGGUCAGAUUUAAACUGUUUUAAACAGGAAACUGGAGAUGAUCUGAAUGAUCAGCUGGUAGUUUUCUGCAGAGAGGAUCUUCAGGGCUGACCUUCCCUCCAAACAGGACUUCUACAGCGUUAGGUUCAGGAAGAGGGCAGCCAAUAUCUCUGCAGACCCACACAUCCUGGACACAAGCUGUUUACAUUUUCACUGUCAAGGUGGAGCUACAAACAGUUCAUGCCAGACUGCCAACUUAAAAUAUAGUGACUCAUGAAUGUUUGCUUUCAACCAACCAUGAGUUUUUCCUCCGUAGAAAAAGUGUAUAUAAACGUAUUACUCUUAUUUUUUAUGUUUAUGAAAAUGUGCAUUGAUUUGUGUGCACAAUUUUGACCAAUAAAUCUUUAUUUCUGAUCAGUCACCAACAGAUGUGUGGUCUGUGUAAUCUGACCAGUGUGAGUCUAGGAGAGAAACGGCAGCUUCCUGAAACUCCAGAGAGGUUUAAUACUGGACGAGUCUGUCCAGAGGAAGACAUUCAUCAAGUCUGGAUGGUGGGUUAUUCAGGUCUGUAGAGGUAAACAUGUUCCACCUGCUCCUCCGAUCGAUCGAUCAGUCCAGAGUGAAUCUGGACUGAUGGUGGAAAGCUGUCAUUCUGAAUACUAACACACACACACCUUCACUGACGGGAUGUUUCCUCUUCAUCAUGGUGGGUAAAGCAAAGAUUUUACCAAUGGAGAUCUGAGUGAUCAAACUGCAGCUCUGAUGUUCUCAAAGUUUCCUCAGAUAUUUGAAGCUGUGGUGUCCAUACACCCAACGCCAGGACGCCAUUAGUCUGUCACUAUUAUUAUGACACGUUCUAGUGACACGUUGGUCUGCCGGGAAUCAAUCAAUACUAUGGAUAUUUGUAGUUUAUUAUUUUUUCAGCCAUGUCUUCUUCUUUUGUGGUACAUACAAACAUUUCAUGUAAGUUUGUUUGCACCAACUUGGGAUUAAACUUUCCCUGCUGACUCGUUGACAGAUGGGUUUGGGUCGGUUCUGUAAACGGAGCCCA